AUGGCGAUGCUCGAGCGGUGGGCGGCGAUGCAGCGGGAGGAGCUCGGCAUGCAUCAGACCACCAGCAGCUUCCACGAGGGGCUCGCGCGCGGUAUCAUUUGGAUCACCGGCCGCGGCAGGCGCCGGCGCGUGGGUCUGUGCGCUCACACCGCGCGUUUACUUGCCCGACGCGAAGAUGCGUGCGCGGAGCACGCGGGUCUUCGACGGCAGCUUAAGUUACGCGACACGCCUACAGUACAACCGCAAGAACUGCCUCGUGGCCAUGCUGGUGAAUCAGCAGGGUGUGAACGUCAUUCGCAACAUUGA
This is a messenger RNA of Trypanosoma grayi, 306 nucleotides long. RefSeq lists its product as hypothetical. The transcript has a single exon. The record is from RefSeq and is a predicted model, not a curated record. Lineage: Eukaryota; Euglenozoa; Kinetoplastea; Trypanosomatida; Trypanosomatidae. The coding region runs from base 1 to 306 and encodes 101 amino acids.